CCGCCCUCCCCCACGCCCCCGUGGGCAACACGGCCCCCUCCGUCACUUUAUUGUCGAGCAUGACUCUUGAUGUUGCCCCUGACCAUGGCCGGGCCCCCCUGGCCGGGGACCAUCCCCCUGCACGACCCCCUGGCAUGGACCCCCUGCACCUUCCUUCUUUCACAUCACCACACUCCGCUACGGACCCGCCUGCUGUGGGCGGCCAGGGGCGGCGGCGGCGGCGGCGUAGCGCCUUCCGCUACCCGUCGCCGCCCCCCUCCCCCCACGCACCUCACCAUAAGCCUCAACGUUCUGCUAUGAUCACUCAGUCUCCCUUGUCCUCCCACCAGGUCAUAGACGACUUGCAUGUUUACGCUUGGCCUGUAACGGAUGUUUCACAGGAGCCGUCGCCAACAGCCGGAUUGGAUGUAGGAAACAGGAUUCCCUCUGUGUCUCCAAGUGUCAGCAAAAACCUGGCAGCUGUGGACGUCACCAGCAGCGUCCUGGGCAGCGGCAGCAGGUCUACGUCAGUCCCAGAGAGCGGCAGCAAGCCUCGGGUAUCGGAGCCCUCAGCCAAUAAAUUAAGCACAUUAGAUACCAGAAGUGCCGGUAUUGAUCUAGGGGCGGGCGAGGAGCGGCACUGGCGGCUCGCUGCGCUCACCACUGUGCAGGAAAAACUCAUAUCAUUAAAUCAUGGAAAUGGCGUGGCAGAUAACACCCAGGAAGAGCCAGCAACCACUGCGGUACACGCCUCGGCCGCAACCAGACGUGUGAGAUCAGCCCCAGAUCCCCAACCAACUGCUCCACUAUCCUCACCAACUAUCUCACCCCUCGCAGGAAGCGUCCAGGAGCUGGCUUAUAACCCUGCAGCACCGUCAUCGGCAUAUAAUUCUUCGUUUACCACUCCGACGUCAGAAAACACACCGUCGGGAGCCAAAGAAAACCAAGCGGCAGACGUGGGUGCACAGUCGACGUCAAGAAACGGUACACAAGUGGGCUCAGGGGCCUCAUCGGUGGUACUCAUGAAUAAUCCAGAAACAUUAGGCACAGCAGCAGCACACGGCCAGGACCGUCGGCCGACAGCUGUAACUGGAGCUCCCCAUUAUGUUAUUACAGCAACAGCCGCUGCCACUACAGGGAAGGGUGUUCCGGAAUACCACACCACCACCAGCUCACAACUCACUGACGAUGAAAAUGUAAUCUUGGGUGAGAGAGGGAACAGCAUGUCGGCAAGCCUCGUGGGGCCCGUCUUACCUGAUCACAUGACCGCACCUUCAUCAGGAGUACUAGAGGAUAUCUCGCCUCAAGAGGACGCUUCACUAUAUGACACUGAAUAUCAAGUAACUCCAGCAACAUUAGCAACUCCCCAUGCACUACCGCCAUUCCUGGGGGACAUGCCAGGCCUCGCCCAGCACGAGGUCACACACACCCAACCUAAUGAUAACCUAGAGAAGCUGGGUACUGCAACAAGGGUUGGAGACCCAUAUCCUAUGGCUCCUGAUGUUGAGACUGCAACUACCUGGGUCACCACCUCACAAACAACGUAUCAGGUUCCCUUCUUACAAAGUGUGCAGACUUUCUCAGAUAGUGGCCAAAUCAUCCCUACUGCGAUAGCAGAAAAUUCACAGUUCAUCAUCAAUCAGGUGAGUGUACAUUUGCCCGGUGAGCACGUCGUAAAGGGUGUUAUUGGCCUGGCCCCACCAAUUGAUAUACCUCCACAAAGCACACUCGACUCACCUGUUGAAGCCUCGAUAAUGACCGACGAGGUCAUUAUCGAGUUGAGUGAGUUGAAUGGUCAUUCAACUCACUCAGCCUCGCUGCUCCGUCCCAAAGUUAAAAGUACAGCCAUAGAUACUGGUGAGCCAACUGAGAUCAACGGCGACGUGAACUCAGCUCUUAAUUCUCUCUUAGCAGUGACAACAAUGGGAGAAGAGACAACGCAAACACAGGACGUAAGAGCCUUAGUUGCCGCCACUGGAAAGCCCCUCUCAGAUGGGCCCAUAAAACCCCGCCGCUUGGAGGCUAAUAAUACAAACCUCGCAGCCUCUCGCGAGGGUUCUCGAGCUAAUCACAAUGAAGAUAAUAUAAUGCCAAAUCCGCAAGUUGCGCCAACUAUUAGCCAUAAAGUCGACUCAGAGCUAGGGGAAGCCCUUGCUAGUGGUCCCAGAGGACAACUAGGGGACCAGCCACUACUUGGAGAAGAGGAAGAACGAGCUGGAGGUGGGCAGGAAAAUCCUCAGAAAAAGAAUGAAAAUCCUCGAGAGGGAUUUCAAUCGGAACACUCAGACCAACUGAGAAAUUACAAAAGACUAGAAAAGGUUCAUGACGAGCAAUCAGAUCAUUUUAAUCUUCCAGAAAAUAGCUUUGAACUUCCACAAAUUAUAAAUAUUCUGGAAAAUCAAGAGCAGAGAGACGAACCCAGAGGGUUGCAUCAAGACCUUGAAGGGAGAACGAGCGAUCGUAACCUUAAACUAUCUUCUGCCUAUAAGGAAAAUGUCCAUCAGGAGGGCAACGACUUCCAGAGAAGGGGUGGCGACAACGACGACCCAGAGGGGGCUCCCGUCAAGAUAUUGACGUCGUCUCUCUUCCACCAGGAAGGUCACUACCAAAGGGCAGAGUUCUCCGCUUUGAGGACUGUCCAGCGGGAUGCAGCCGACUUUGAUGGGAAGCUCGAGAGAGCCCAAGUGUCCUCUGGUGUCUCGAGGGAAGGUGGUGGUGGUGGCCGGCUAAAUACUCAGCCUAAGCAACACAACAUAUUGUUGAUGGAUCAAAACUAUGAACAGCGAGAUAAUGAAGAACAACAAGAACAUAGCACUCUACAAGAUAAUAAUGAACAGCGAGAAAAAGUACAACAGCAAGAACACAGUUCUCUGCAGCAGCAAGAUAAUAAAGAACAAGAACACAGUUCUCUGCAGCAGCAAGAUAAUGAAAAACAAGAACACAGUUCUCUGCAGCAGCAAGAUAAUGAAAAACAAGAACACAGAGCUCUGCAGCAGCAAGAUAAUGAAGAACAUGAACACAGAGCUCUGCAGCAGCAAGAUAAUGAAGAACAACAAGAACACAGUUCUCUGCAGCAGCAGGAUAAUGAAGAACAGCAAGAACAUGGUGUUCUGCAGCAGCAAAAUAAUGAAGAACAGCAAGAACAUGGUGUUCUGCAGCAGCAAAAUAAUGAAGAACAGCAAGAACACGGUGUUCUGCAACAGCAAGAUAGUGAAGAACCGCAAGAACACAGUGCUGUAAAGCAGCAAGAUAAUGAAGAACAGCAAGAACACAGUGCUCUAAAGCAGCAAGAUAAUGAAGAACAGCAAGAACACAGUGUUCUGCAACAACAAAUGAAACACGAACAUAGUGAAUACCAGCAAAAUAGUGCAACAACAGAGCCAAAUGUAGAAAGAGAACACGGCCAGAAAAGCCAUCAUGUUAUUGAUCACAGAGAUAACAGAGCGCCUAUCCAUGGUACCGAGGACAAGCCUGACCUCGAGUCCCCCGCCCACACCCGCGCCAUCGCCACCCCUCACGCCCACACGCCCUCCCACGCCCACAAUACGAUGCCUGUCUUUACACCCACCCACUCACCACCCCAAGAGGAAAGACGGCGUGAAAGCACACAGGAAACUCACGAGGGAUUACCCAGAGAGGAGGGUCAGAUCCCCAUGAUUUCCACCUCACGAGAGGAAUAUAAUGUCAGGGAUGAAGCAGCGAAGAGGGGAUACACAACACACAGUCCUGAGACUUCAGCGGGCGUCAAUAUUGCCGAUAAACACGUUGAAGACGGGUUUUCUGCCGGUGAAGAUGCUGUGGAUAGUUCUGCCGGAGAAGAUGCUGCGGGUAGUUCUGCCAGAGAAGAUGCUGUGGGUAGUUCUGCCGGAGAGGACUCUGUGGAUCGCUCUGUUGGAGAACACUCUGUGAAUGGUUCUGGCGGCGAGUACGAGUCAAGUGGUUCUGUUGCAAAAGACAGUGUUAGGAAAAAAGCUACCCUAGAUGACUUAUCUGCCGAUAAAGUGGUUGAAAGUGGCUCUAACUUGGUAGUUUUACCUGGUUUACAGCGGGAAGAUGUUGCAGGAAGAUCUUCUGCCGAUGAGACAUCAUCACGGCAAACUGAAGAUGGCGAGGAUAUAACUGAUGGCCAGGAGGAUUCAUCACCAUUUUCAUCACCAAAACAUAGUGAGGUAAAUGUUGAUCACAGGAUUAGUCCCUCGCAACCCUUGGUUGGGCACAACCAACAAUCACCCGGUAAUGUCGCUGGAAGCGAGGCCUCCCCUGAAAUUUCCAUGGUAAUGGCGGCUGACGAUCGGAAAGGGCCAGUAGACCAGGUCAUUCCCUCCGGAGCGGUCUCGGCGUCUUCCCUCGUCUACGAGGGGGAAGAGGAUGGAUGGAGAAGCAACAGUGGAGGAUCCUCGAACAAAGAGAGUGAAGGUACAGUUGAAGUGACACCAUUCUCGGAUAUCGAUACUCCUUUCGACGCCCGUGAGAGUAAUAUAAAUUCUUACCCGGGCGCUAGUGGCUCUCUCGCUCUCCCUAUCAUUGGAGAUAUUUCGCUGCAAAAAAUACCUUUAUCUGUAAGGGACCAACAAACCAGCGUUGGAAUCACCGGCAUUGAUGGAAUUGGAAUCAAUGACCUAGAGGACAAAGAUCAAAGAAGCAAAACAAGAAACGGAAUUUCUCUUUCCAAGAGCAACCAAACUGGAGAAAUUGCCGCCAAGGGUCCCUCUGCCCCGGCGACACACACAGGCCACAGUGUUAUCCUGCCAGAGGAGUAUAAACGCCAGAAAAGUAUCGAAUCUCUGGAAAAGCAAUCAGCUCCUGGGUUUCUGGAAGCAUCCACCAGACCGGGUUACAGUGAGCGUAAGGAAUCGAGUAUCGAUACAGAGGGAUCUGAAGCCAACCAAGGACACUCUUUCCUUUCAAGAAGCAAUCAAAUGGUGGGUGAUCCCAAUCAGGAGUCCGUCCACGCUCACGUCAGCUCACUGGAUCCUGUUGAGGAAAAUAGAGAUCAGAUCCCGUCUCCAUCGAUCUUGAGUAACAGCGACGUGGGCGGUAAUAUGAUGAGUUCUGACGAGUACGAGUAUGAUAAAGAUUAUCCUUACUAUUUCAGUGGAAUCUUUGAUUAUGAACCCUUGGAUGAAGAGACGGAUUAUGAAGAAAGAAACAAUAAUCACGAUGGAGAAGUGGGAAAGGAGGAUAAUUCCAGGCACGAGGGUAUUGAAGAGGACGAGAGAGAUCUCAAGAGGAUUCCAGGAGGCUCACUGGAUCGCACUCGGGAAGGUUCAUUACUGGACGAGGAGAGCGACAGUGGACCUUCAGAAGGGACCCACACCAUCCGUCGUCCCACCCUACCUACGACAGCGCACGUGUCGUCGUCUGGCUCCAUUUCCUCCGAGGGGAGUGGCGACCCUGACGCAACUAGUGAGGCAACCCAUGUAGAUUUAGCUGCUAGAAGAACCUUGGAUGCUCAGGGAGCUUAUCACAGCAACAUUUCAACUGAUAGCAAUAGCGACAGUAUUUCUACUGGCAGCAGCGAUAGCGUCUAUGAUAACAGCAGCAGUGAUAGUACUAAUGGCAACACCAGCACUAUUCCCCAUGACGGCAGCCCCAGCGGCCGGCCGGGUGGUUCACAUCACAGUGUUAUGCCCCAUCGCGAACCAUGGCAAUCCCAGGAUUCCCCAUGCAAAUGUCCGUGUCAGUGCGAUGGAGGUGAGAAUCCCCCAAUAAUGCCAGGGCGUGUCGAGGCAAAUCUCAAUUCUGGGUCUGGUGCAGGUGGGCCGGGCCACCAGGAGAGCCCAGCCUCGCCCCCAGCCUCGCCCCCAGCCCACGAGCACCGCCACCGGCACCACCACAACGGCACCAGGUCCUCCACGCACACACACCACGCUACCACACAAUCACUAACUUCCUACACACUAGAAACAGAUAGCGACAAGGACUUAACAAACAUUCAGUCAGCUGUAGACGCCCAUACGCCCACGCCGCCUUUGUCGCAUCAUUCUACCAUCGUUGACAUGGUGCUUGAGGCACCAAGACUCGAUGGAAAUGUGUAUGUAGACGGCGCCGAGGCUUACUUAGCUGUAGACGGAGCCAACACGGCCGAGGAUGUCGUGGUGAUCAGGAAACACAGUUACACACUUGUCAAUGCCCCGGCAGUGACACAUGUCGUAGCCGCUCCGGACGUGGUCUUCGCCGGCUCCACAAGACCGACGCUCGCGCCCACAACUGCCACCAGCACCACAAACCUGCCCACCAUCCAUGCCACGCUGAUGCUAGACACGCCAGGUGGGAUGACGGUGCGGCGCCCCCAGCAAGUGGCGCCUCCGGACGGAGCCUCGUUUUCCGCUCUGGCGCUGGGGGAGGAGAAGGCCUUCACCCUCACUCCGUACGGCUACUGGAACAUCCACCUUACACUCAACGACCUUACUGAUCUCAAGAUCACUCUCACCAUCCCCAGAGGGACGUCGCUGGGUCUGUACGCCCGCCGGAGCGCCCUGCCCACACACACGCAACACGACAUCAUGAAGAUCCUGAGGGGCACGCGGCAGCGGGACGUCAGAGCUUCUCCGAGCAUGGUGGAGGUGUCGGUGGAGGAGGUACUGGAGGCUGGCGAAUGGUUCCUCUCCAUCUACAACGACGAUGGAGAGCCACACCAGGUGGCACUGGUCAUCAGCAGGGGCCCUGGCGAGGGAGAGUGCCCCCAGAGAUGCGAGGAAAGAGGCCACUGUAUCCUAGGACGCUGCCAGUGUGAGCCAGGCUACAGCGGUAUAGACUGUUCUCAAGUACUGUGCCCCAUCCUGUGCUCUGGGCACGGCGACUACAUGAACGGGCAGUGUCGGUGCCAUCCAGGGUUCAAGGGCAAGGAGUGCCAGCUGCGGCAUCACGAGUGUGAGGUGCCGGACUGUAACGGACAGGGCCAGUGCGUGGACGGCCAGUGCCACUGCGCUAAGGGCUACACCGGAGAGUUUUGCCAGACAGUUGACUGCCCGCACCCGACGUGCUCAGGCAACGGGUGGUGCGUGCUGGGGUCGUGUGUGUGUCAGAAGGGGUGGAGAGGGCCUGACUGCUCCGAGACCGACCUGGACGCCCGCCAGUGCCUGCCGGACUGCAACAACCACGGCGCCUUUGACAUAGAAUUGCAUACCUGCGUCUGCCACCCUCCCUGGACGGGCUCCGACUGUUCCAAAAAGUCGUGUUCGCUGGACUGCGGGCUGCACGGAGUGUGUGAGAACGAUGCCUGCACCUGUGACGAGGGCUGGAAAGGUGACAACUGCUCCGAGAAGCUCUGCGAUGCCAGAUGCAGUGAACAUGGGCAGUGCAAGAAUGGCACUUGCGUGUGCAUGACAGGAUGGAAUGGCCGUCACUGCACACUCUCUGGCUGCCCUGGCAACUGUCGCAACCGGGGCACCUGUGAGGCCACAGCUGAAGGAACCUGGUACUGCCGCUGUGAGACUGGCUGGGAUGGACCUGACUGUUCAGCCAUGCUAGAGACCCAGUGCAAUGAUGGCAUGGACAAUGACCGAGAUGGCCUGAUGGAUUGCCAGGAUCCAGAAUGCUGCACCCAUCAAGCGUGCAAAGACUCUCAGCUUUGUGUUUCCCGAGCCUCGUCCCCCAUUGACAUUCUCUUGAGGAAGCAGCCCCCAGCGGCGACUGCUUCCUUCUUUGAGAAAAUGAAAUUCUUGAUUGAAGAAGAUUCACUGCAGCACUUUACUAAUAGCGAAGCAUUUAACAUGAGUGUUUUUUGGAACCACUUCCACCCGAGGAGAGCGGCUGUGGUUCGUGGGCGUGUGGUGACCAGAGCCGGCAGGGGCGUGGUGGGCCUCAGGGUAUCGACCAUUGAGAACCAGGAGGGCUUCACACUCACCCGGCGGGAUGGAUGGUUCGAUAUCAUGGUCAAUGGAGGAGGAGCAGUCACCCUAACAUUUGGCAAGCCACCCUUCAGUCCAAAGACGAUCCGUGUAAUGGUGCCUUGGAAUGAAGUGGUAGUGUUGGACGAUAUCAUGAUGACAGUGACGGGCUUGUCUGGUAGUGAUCAGACCACUGACUAUCACGACCAUCCGAAGAGACAACUGACCUCUCACUGUCCCCUCCAUGACUAUGAUCUUCUGAGGCCCGUUGUUAUGGCAACCUGGCAGAAUGUUUUCCAAGGAGAAUGUCCAGAUGUUGAUGCCAUCCUGGUGGAGUCACAAGCAGUCCAGGAAUCCGUUCAGAUUCCUGGAACUGGGAUGUAUUUGGUGUAUCAUUCUUCCAGGGCCAAUGGAUAUGAGUCAACUAUCAGAAUGCAAUUGACUCCUGAUCACAUCCCAGCUACAUUAAGAAGGAUCCACCUCAGGAUAGUUCUAGAAGGCACCCUGUUCACCAGGGUCUUCGAGGCCGACCCUAAUAUAAAGUUCACCUAUGCUUGGGAUCGUCUGAAUGUAUACAGGCAGCGUGUGCAUGGAGUGACAGUGGCCAGGGUUUCCGUGGGAUAUGAACAUGCCUCCUGUCCGAAGAUCAUCUGGGAGCAUCAGACAGCUAGAGUAGCUGGCAAUGAUCUCCUCAUCUCAAAGGUUGGCGGUUUUAAUCUCCACGUUCACCAUGCCUAUAAUUACCACCAAGGUAUCUUGCAAAAGGGCAACGGCCAAAACAUAUAUCUGGCUGGUCAACGUCGCCUUGUGACAACUCUACUAGGUACCGGAGAGCAGAGAGAAGUUAACUGUGGGGAAAGGUGCGAGGGAAAAGCCAACCUCUCCCCUUUGCUGGCUCCCACCUGCCUUGCGGCAGCUCCCGACGGUUCCCUCUACGUUGGCGACUUCAAUCUAAUCCGACGCGUUAAACCCGAUGGGACUGUCAUCACUGUCGCCAGGCUAAAUGAGACUCGCGUAUCAUACCGGUAUCACGUGGCUGUGUCACCCCUGGACGGGUCAGUGUAUGUGAGUGACCCCGAGGCCCACCAGGUGUUAAAGCUGGCAGCCACCGAGAACGUGCCAGACCCCCACCACAACACUAUUGCCGUGGUCGGCUCUGGCCAGCGCUGCCUCCCGGGAGACAGGAACAAAUGUGGUGAUGGAGGGUAUGCCAUUCAUGCCAGGCUUACCUAUCCCAAGGGCCUUGCCAUCUCAUCAAAUGGGGACGUCUAUAUAGCAGAUGGUACCAACAUCCGCGUUGUGAAUCCCACUGGAUUCAUCUAUACACUUAUUGGUGGCCACGAUCACCGCUCCCACUGGGCUCCCGUCCCAUGCAACGGUACCAUCAACAUGGACCAGCUACACCUCCGCUGGCCCACUGAGCUUGCUAUCUCCCAACUGGAUGGUUCACUUCACAUUCUCGAUGAUCAUCUUAUCCUCAGGGUCACUCCAGACAAUCGCGUACAGGUGUUGAGCGGACGGUCUCUCAACUGCCCAACACCAAUUCACGACCCCCCUGAUGUAUCCCGCACAGCUCUACUGUUAAAUCCACAGUCCAUUGCUUUCUCACCCCAAGGGGAGCUGUAUGUUGCAGAAAGCGACACUCAGCGUAUCAACAGAGUGCGCAUUAUAACUAGUGAUGGCCGCAUCUAUACUUUUGCUGGUGCAGACUCUCGGUGCAAUUGUCGAGAUCCAACCUGUUACUGUCAUACUUACGACAACGUGUCGGCAUCUUCUGCCAUCUUCUCUUCCAUAUCAUCUAUUGCUGUUACACCUGACAAUGUUCUGCAUAUCAGUGACCAAGCUGGAUACCGUGUUAGAUCAGUGCGAACUGUACUUCCAGAACUAAAUGUUCGCAAACAGUAUGAAAUAUUCUCCCCUGAUGCCCAUGAGGUAUAUGUGUUCAAUAAAUACGGGCAGCAUGUUGAAACUCGAAAUCUUGUCACAGGCCAGACCAUUUACAAGUUUUCAUACAGUAUAAAUUAUAGUGCUGCAAGGUUGUUAACUGUGACAGAUGGUGCUAGUAAUAGAUUCCAGCUCAUCCGCAACUACUUUGGAGAUGUCACAUCUAUAGAAAACCCACAGAAACAACGAGUAAAAAUAAACUUAUCGAUGAUGAAGAUGUUGGAACAGCUUGUGGCCCCUGAUGGUUAUAAUAUUACUUUUCGGUACCAUGGAGCCUCAGGCCUCAUGCGCUCCAAGAUUGAGGCUGUUGGUCGAUCUUACAACUACGACUACGACGAACAAGGUCGCCUAACACAAGCUGUCUUACCAACUGGUCAGGUCAUUCAACUAACCUUUGACCUGAGUACACGAGGGGCUGAGGUUGUUGUUACGCGAGAUGGAAAGAAUCCAGUAAGGACGAGAGUCAGAGGAAAUACGCUAACCCACAACUCAGCAGAAUACAUAUUUCCUGACAUUGCAGGGCCCGUUGAGGCAGUGGCAGACAUGGGUGGGGAAGGUCAGCUGCGGCUGGUGACAGACUGGGGCCAUGAGGUGUCACUGGAGAGGACGUCGUACAGAGUGUUGGAGUCUACCAGUCAGAUUGCUGCAGAGAUGUUCCCAAUCUUGUCCCGCCAGCAGACACACAUCAGCGGCGAGCUUGUCAACCGUUACGAGUGGAUCUAUUCUCCUGCCAGCCAACAUAGUGGUGGACUCGGCAUGAAGGUUGCUGGAACACUGAGAGUGAAUGGCGCCGACCUCCUUACACUCAGUUAUGAUCCUGUCUCGUCAUCCGAGGCUCUCUUCUCUGUCUCGGGCCAGAUGCUCAUCAACAUUACGUAUGAUACUGUGGGACGACCUGUCAGGUGGAGACCAGUGUCACCCCUAGUUCCCAGUAAUGUUAGCUAUGACCACUGGGGACACAUAACUGGUUGGACCCGAGGUAACCUGUCAGAGGAGUACCACUAUGAUACUUCACUGAGACUCACCUCUGUAACGUAUGCUGAUGGGGCCACAGUGAACUAUGACUACAGAGAAACACUGACGAAGCCUGAGAAGGUGACACACCCGAGUGGUCGAGCCUACGGUCUUGUGUAUGACGAUGCUGGUUCCCUUCGUCAGGUGGUCACCCCGCGAGGUUCAGCCUACACUCUCCACCUCUCCACCUCACUUGGCUUUUAUAGGCUACGUCUUGCCCUGCCUGUAGACAGUAUUGCACUUCAGAUCCGGUUGGAUGAGCGAGGACGUCUGCUAGCAAUGACACAGCCUGGCCAUGGAGGUACACUCAUCUAUCAAUAUAAUGAUCUUGGACAAGUCAGCGCUGAGCUCUAUGGUCAUGGCUUCACUGAAUACACUUAUUAUACCAAUGGCCUCAUCCGCACUGCCAAAACCAAACACAAACAUGUUGAUAUCAGAACUGAAUAUCGCUACCAUGCUGGGCUGAUGAAAGAUAUGCGGUUGCGCUACGGUUCCAAGAGCGACUUGCAUGCUGUCAAACUAAGAUAUCAGUACGAUGGCUCAGCAAGGCUCCGCAAACUCGAGGGUGACAUCAACUCCGAUAUUCCACUUAACGAAGUAUAUAUUCGUUUUGACAACCAGACUGGUGUCCUUCAGCUGAUUAGCGACCUUCGCAUUAUAAGAAAUAAUAUCUUGGAAACGAUGCUUCAGAACCCAAAGAAACAUUAUGUGAACACUCGCAAACAAGAUAACUACGGCCGCCUCUCUCAAAUUGAUAUGAACCUGCAGGGAAAGACAGUUUUCAUAAUGCAACUUAAAUACGACAACCGCAAUAGAAUAUCUGAACGGCUAAUUGAAGUGGGUGGUCGCCGAGAAGGACUCAAUAUUACAUAUAUGGCUGAUGGACAGAUUCUGGAGGCAACAGGAACUCAUACAUGGCUUUAUAGUUAUGAUGAAAAUGGAAACAUCAUCAGUAAUACUGACAAAGGUUACCCUGAGAAUCUUAUUUACGAUGAAUGCGAUAGAGUGACCAGUGUCAGUGGCAGUCAAGUUGAGUAUGAUGAGAGAGGCUUUGUCAUCAGAAUUGACAACCAAAAUUUUGAUUAUAAUACCAAAGGUCAACUUAUUUCAGCUUGGAACAGUGAUGAAAACUGGUCAUUUACUCUGGGAUAUGACCAUCUGGGUCGUGUCUCCAUCUACCGUGAUCACAACAACAAUGCUACUCAAUUGAUCUAUGGACGACCUGACCUCCCUGAACUGAUCACACACCUACAUAAUCCUCACACUGGUUCAACUACUGGCCUCCUCUAUGAUGACAUGAACCAUCUGAUUGCCAUUGACCAGCCAGAUGGUAGAUAUUUUGUAGCCACAGACCAAAAUGGCACACCCAUAGCCAUUUUUGACGACGUCGGUUCACUCAUUAGUAGUCAGGUGUGGUCGCCGUUUGGCCAUCUGGUGGAUAAAGCCGGUUCCAACAUGUGGGUGGGUGUUGGUCCUUGGGGCAAGUUCAGGGAACCUCAGACAGGCCUGGUGAUCUUCAUGGGUUAUGCAUAUCACCCAAAAUUACUGCAAUGGAUGAGUCCUCGAUGGGGUCAUUUAACUCAGCCCAGACGACAUGUGACAGACGUGUUUGUAUACCGGUUCAUGAACAACAACCCAUUCAACCCUUCAUCAGAUCGCCUAAGACACUACUACACAGAUGUAUCUGACUGGUUGGAGCUCUAUGGCAUUGAGCUGAGCAGAGUGCUGGGCUCCGAGUACCACGAUAUUACGCUAGUGGCACCUCGUCCAGUGGUAGCCGUGGAUGGAAUGGGUGCCUCUGAGGUGGUUAGUGGCCUCUGGUGCCAAUACAGGGCUGGAGUAAGGCAUCUACAUGAUCUCAGCUUCUUCUCCCAGUCCCACAUUCAGUACACAAUGGGCACAUGGAAUGGUGCGCCAAUCUCCCGUCAAGCAUCGAUCUUUGGGCCUGGAGUCCUCGUGUCAGACAUUGAAGGUCGAGUUCUUGUAACAGGCGUUACGGAGGACGACUUUUCAGGAGUGAUUGGUGAUGUCAUUCGAACAGUUCUCAACAAUUCGAUAAUAUUAGAUGUAAGUGCUACCCACAGUGGCCUUGACACAUUCUAUUUCAUCAAGAACAGUCGAAACCGUGCCACUGAGGACAUAAGUCACUUCCGGCGACUUUCCGGCAUCUUCAACGUGACUAAUAGCGAGACGGAUCAUGGCCACGAGAUCCGCAUGUCAACACCGACAGCUCACCUGGUCAUCAUGUAUGGUGAACGAGUACAAAGGGCACGCACCCGUGUCUUAGAAGAGUUAGAAAAACAGGCUGAAGACCUGGCAUGGGCACGAGAAGGAGCGCUUGUGAGCGUGGGCCGUCCAGGCACCCACGUCUGGUCCAAGGAGGAGGCUAAUGAGCUGGUGAGGGAGGGCCGUGUUUCUGGCUAUGUGGCCACACACCUCCAUUCUACCUCCCGUUAUCCACUCCUAGCCGCCGAUGCCUCCAAUAUCGUAUUUAAACACGAAAGUUCCCGCAAGCGGCGCAAGAGCCGCAGAAAGGGUCGCAAGAAGAGUUGGCGACAGCGCAAGAAAGGUGGUGUUUGAAGCAAUGUUGUGCUAACCAAGGUUUUGGCAGUAAUGCUGUACCGCUGAACUUCCAGGCAUACGCUACUGAAUCUGCCUUUAUCGACAGAUUGUGAUAUAAUUGUACAUAUUUAUGUAAACUUAACAGAGUUUCGAUAUAUACGCAUACUGAGUGCGUUUUUGUUCUUUCUAUAUGAGGUGAAUUAAGAAUGUAACUUUCAUGAUUAUCAUCAUAUUAUAUUCAGUGUUCUUAAGAAACCCAACUGAACCCAUAUAUCAAUUAUGAAGACUUUUUGGUGUUUCUUUCAUGUGGUUUUUACUUACGGCUGUAUCCUGCGGUAAUCCUACGCUGUACAAUAUGUCAUGUAUUAUGUAAAGUAACAUAAUGAGUUUUUAAUAAAUAUUUCGAUGUACAUUUA
Messenger RNA from Procambarus clarkii (red swamp crayfish), 13747 nucleotides. Its product is annotated as teneurin-m. Gene Ontology annotation, biological process: motor neuron axon guidance. The record is from RefSeq and is a predicted model, not a curated record. NCBI's taxonomy places the organism in Eukaryota, Metazoa, Arthropoda, Malacostraca, Decapoda, Cambaridae.